CCAGAUUGGAGAAGGAUCGACCGGCAUCCUGAAAGGUACGUUUGAUACCACUGCCCGUGCGCUGUUUGGAGCGUAAGGUACACAAGGACCCCCAAAGAGGUGACCACGUGCGCGUUGAUAUCCCCUACGGAGCUCUGUAACAGUCCCAAAUAGGCGAAUGGAGAUACCUCCAGUGGAGCGAUUUCAAUUUCCUGACGAAUCGACGUCUGACCUAGGCGCAAACUGGGAAAAAUGGAAGCGUAGUUUUCAGUACUACCUUGACGGACGAGGCAUCAACCAGGACGCUCGGAAGAGAGCACUCCUGCUGCAUUCCGCUGGACCGCGAGUCCAAACGAUCUUUGAGACUCUAGAUGACACGGGGAAUACCUAUGCAUCUGCCAUCCAGUCACUCGAUACCUAUUUCCAACCGCUAGUCAACAAAUACUAUGAACGUUACCGAUUUAGACAAAUACGGCAACAACAGGGAGAGGCGAUUGAUCGAUUUGUGAGUCGUCUCCGACAGCAGGCCGCCAAGUGCAGCUUUGCAGAUUCGGAUGAGAACAUUCUGGAUCAACUGAUAGAGAAGUGUGAUGGUUCAAGAGUCCGCUCAAAACUGCUUGAGGAAGGUAAUGACCUGACUCUGGAAAAGGCAAUAUCCCUAGCACGUACGCUAGAAUCAGUAGCCGCGCAAGAGAGAGACAUUUCGAGUCAACAAGAUGCAGGACCCUCCACUGAGAGAACCCUUCGAGUAGAAUCUACAUGGAAGGACAGGCAAGCCAAAAGUAAGGGCAAACCACAAGCGAAAAAGCCACAACACGCGAAGCAGUGCUCACGAUGUGGACUAGAAGGCCACGGCCCAACAGACGCAAAAUGUCCAGCAAAGAAAGUAGAAUGCAACAAGUGUCAUAAGCAAGGACAUUAUGCUCGUAUGUGCAAGACGAAGAGCAACGGCUCGAAGACUGGUAAAGUCCUCAUGACAGAAGAGAGUCAAUGUAAACAAGGGGAAUGCUUGAGUAAGUCUGAUUCAGAGUAUGUGUUCGCUGUAAAUCACGAACAUGCUACAGCUGUUAUUCGAAUUGGUGGAGUUGAUACACAAGUUGUCAUAGACAGUGGAGCCUGUAGUAAUAUUAUGUCACAACAAGAGUUCACACGGUUGAAACACAAAGGGAUGAAAUACAAAUCAUGCAAAGUGAAGAAAACCCUCUACACGUAUGGUUCAACCAGACCCUUGUCUGUAGUUGGGGGAUUUGACACAGAAGUAGCGUCAGAAGGCAAACAAAUGACAACCCAAUUUAUUGUUGUACGCUGUUCAGGACCAACAUUGCUGGGACGUCAGACUGCACCAGAGCUGCAUCUCCUAACGUUAGGAUCUGUUCGAGACGACAACACGCUUGGUCGAAAAGAACUAAUAGAGGAGUACAGUGAUUGUUUCUCAGGAUUAGGGAAGUUGAAAGACUUCCAAUUGAAGAUACAUAUUGACGAGUCUGUGACCCCCGUAGCUCAGCAACCUAGACGGAUCCCAUUUGGCUUGAGAGACAAGGUUGAAGCAGAGUUAAAUCAUCUUCUGGAAGCAGACGUCAUCGAGGAAGUUCAAGGACCGACAUCUUGGAUCAGUCCCGUCGUGGUGAUACCCAAGAAGGGAGGCCAAGUUCGAAUUUGCGUAGAUAUGAGACGAGCCAAUGAAGCCGUCAUCCGGGAGAGACACCCAAUACCCACAGUCGAUGAAGUAGUGGAAGAGCUCAGGCACAGCAAACACUUCAGUCGACUAGAUCUUAAGAAGGGGUUUCAUCAGGUCGAACUGGAUGAAACAUCACGACCAAUAACUACCUUCGUCACCCACAAAGGAUUAUUUCGAUACAAGAGAUUGAUGUUCGGAGUAUCAUCCGCCCCAGAGGCAUACCAACGUAUCAUCCAGCAGACACUGUCAGGCUGUGAGGGAACCACAAAUAUCUCCGAUGAUAUCUUGGUCCAUGGAGUUAGCAAAGCCGAACAUGACCUGAGACUACGAGCUGUCCUAGAUCGGAUCAGGGACAGAGGAUUGACGCUCAAUGCCGAAAAGUGUGACUUUGAUAUGGAUAAACUCAAGUUUAUGGGACAUGUGAUAUCCAAAGAGGGUAUAUCACCGGCAGACGAUAAAGUAGCAUCUAUCAUGGCAACCCGAGACCCUAAGACAGCAACGGAAGUACGAUCUUUCCUCGGCAUAGUAAAUUUUUGUGCCAAGUUCAUACCAGACUUAGCAACAAUUGCAGACCCUCUUCGGAAGUGUGCGAGAGCCAACCAGUCUUUCGUGUGGACAAAGACUGAAGCAGAAGCAUUCGCAACUAUUAAGAAUAGAUUACGCGAUGCCACCGCUCUUGCUGUGUUUGAUAGAACAGCACACACCAGUGUCGUAGCUGAUGCAAGUCCUGUAGGACUAGGAGCUGUUCUCUGGCAGGAACAAGAUGGAAUGAAGAAGCCUAUCAGUUAUGCGAGUAGAAGUCUGACUGAUGUAGAGCGCAGAUACUCUCAAACAGAGAAGGAAGCGCUAGGCCUAGUCUGGGCAUGUGAAAGAUUUAAUCUGUAUCUGGCAGGUCGGAAAUUUGAUCUCAUUACAGAUCACAGACCACUUCAAACUAUUUAUGGACCUCGAAGCAAACCUUCGGCGAGGAUCGAACGUUGGGUUCUUAGACUCCAACCCUACGAUUUCAACGUGAUCUACACGCCAGGAAAGUACAAUAUUGCUGACCCCUUGUCACGAUUGUCAUUGCGUGAUCAAGGUGGAGAGAAUGACGAAUACAUCAAGUUUGUGGCAAGAGAAGCCGCACCUUCGUCGAUCUCACCGAGACAAAUUGAAGAAGCGUCCAAAGAAGACAGUGAGUUACAGUCACUACGAAGGAGUAUCCGAGAAGGAAACCAAGCAAAUGUACCGGCAAAUUACAAGCAUGUAUUUGGCGAAUUGACCAUUGUUGGUUAUAUCGUUCUUCGAAACUGUAGAAUAGUGAUUCCAACUAAACUUCGGAACCAAGUGUUACAAUUAGCACAUGAGGGGCACCAAGGGAUUACAAAGUGCAAAGAUCGACUACGAACCAAAGUAUGGUGGCCAGGCGUCGACCGCGAAAUGGAACGCAUGUGCAGAACAUGCCACGCCUGUCAAAUUACCCAAUUGCCAUCCCACCCACCUCCCAUGAAAAGGACACAGCUCCCAACAGGUCCAUGGAUAACGAUUGCUGCUGACAUACUUGGUCCCUUACCGACUGGUGAAUAUCUUUUAGUAGUAGUGGAUUACUACAGCCGAUAUUUCGAAGUAGAUCUGUUGAAGCGAAUUAGAGCUUCAGACAUUAUCUCCAGGCUAAAGACCACGUUCUCUAGAUAUGGUGCUCCGUACACCAUGAUAACGGACAACGGUUCACAGUUCACGGACCAUUCCUUCGAACGUUUUCUCAAAGACUAUGGAGUGGAGCACAGCACCAGCCCCCCAUUAUGGCCCAGAGCCAAUGGAGAAGUCGAAAGACAGAACCGCACUUUGCUGCACGCUAUGCAGACAGCACAAGUCGAAGGUAAAGAUUGGCGACAAGAACUUUACAUCUUCCUCAUGGCAUACCGCACCACACCACAUUCCACAACUGGAAUCAGCCCAGCUGACGCAUUCUUUCAAAGGAAAGUACGAUGCAAACUGCCAACUUUAGGGUUACAAGAUACCCCAGUUUUCGACGGACAGAUGCGAGAUGAAGAUUUGCGAAAGAAGGAGGAAGGGAAAAGACAUGGAGAUAUCGCAGUAAAAGCACAAACCGACGAUAUAAAAGUAGGAGACAAAGUACUGUUACGCCAGCAGAAGACCAAUAAAUUGACUACCACUUAUGAAUGGCAACCUUAUAACGUGAUCAGCAGAGCCGGAGCAGAAGUAGUUAUAUCCAACGGGAAUAAGACACUCCGACGACACAUCUCUCACACGAGACCAUACGAGGAAGGACAAACACCCUCUGUACAAGAGAAAGAGUCGACUAACGACCUUGACGAACAUUUCCCUACUCAACAGGCAAAACAGACAACUAAAGAAGGAAGACCAAGAAGAGAGAGACAGCCACCUGUCCGCCUGAAAGACUACAGCUUAUCGUAGGCUUGACUGACAGACAGUUACUUUGAGUUAGUAAUAGAGUAGUGAGAAAAAGGAGGGGUUGUAGUAUAUUAGAGUAUUGUAGUACUAUAUACGGGUACUAUAUACGGGUUAGUUAGAGUGUUGAGUUGUGUU
This is a messenger RNA of Corticium candelabrum, 4207 nucleotides long. RefSeq lists its product as uncharacterized. Bases 158 to 4075 code for a protein of 1305 amino acids. Lineage: Eukaryota; Metazoa; Porifera; Homoscleromorpha; Homosclerophorida; Plakinidae. Gene Ontology annotation, biological process: DNA integration. Gene Ontology annotation, molecular function: zinc ion binding; nucleic acid binding. The record is from RefSeq and is a predicted model, not a curated record. The transcript has a single exon.